This is a messenger RNA of Drosophila eugracilis, 825 nucleotides long. RefSeq names its product jupiter microtubule associated homolog 1-like. The transcript has a single exon. NCBI's taxonomy places the organism in Eukaryota, Metazoa, Arthropoda, Insecta, Diptera, Drosophilidae. The record is from RefSeq and is a predicted model, not a curated record. Bases 1 to 357 code for a protein of 118 amino acids.
AUGACAUCCACCGAGCUGAAAAUUGGACUGACCAGCAGGUCCCGUACCUCCAGCCGAGUACUAAAGCCCCCAGGAGGCGGACACACCAAUAUCUUCUCGGAGCCCGACGUGGCCGUGCCCGCCCCUCGUGCCAAUUACAACCAAAAGAACUCCUCGAACCUUAACGCAUGUAUGGGCUCCACCGAUCCCAAUAAAGUGGUGGAGAAGAUUCGAGAAGAGGUCACCACCCAGAAGGAGGAGGCCAAGUCUGCCCCGCCCAGCCAGCCCAAGAAGUCAGCGAACAAGCCAGCGGCCACGAACGGAGAGGCUCGUGGCCGAGUGCCACCUGGCGGAUUUUCGUCAGGCGGUUUCUGGUAGAGAGAGUGGGCCCGGGAGCAGAAGCAGCCUCCAAGCAUUUAAUGUCUUACCAUCACAUCCUCAGACCAACAUAACAAACAUAAACCUAUAAAUAUAACUCGCUUAUAACAUACUUAUACACACAUAUUUAGAGGCGCAUUACCUAUAAUAAUCUGCUGAUCAGCCGAAGAAGAAAAACAAUCUGAUUAUAUUUUGCAAAGCAUCACUCCAUUAUUGUGCUUCCUUUUGUCGUUUCAUUUUUAUCUUUCUUACUUUUGUCUUAUCGUCUAAGUAAAAGGUUUAACAUUUCUAACGCAAUUGUUGAAAUUAAGUAACUCGUGAUUCCGCCCCAAAAACAUGGAUAGUACGGAUUGACUUUGCUAAACACUACCACCUACAACUGAAGCCUAAUUUAGCAUUUGUACUUAAAGUGUCCAAUCGAAACUUCUUAUAGUCAGUAUGAUUGUCCAAAACAAAAUCUCUUUAUAA